GGAAGCCGGUGUAUUUCCUCAUGUUCUUUAUCUAAAGGAAGUGCCAAAAUAAGCAUCAGCAGCGGAGCAGAGAGGCCGAGCUCGGACACCUUUUCCACUGGUCACUGUGCUGGAGUCUGAGGAAGAAGUCAGAGGAGUUCAGGGCUGCAGAAUCACCAUGAAGACUGUCAGGGUUUUGGUCCUGCUUCUGCUUGCAUCUGCUCACAACCUCACUCCAGUUUCAGCAGAUGACACAGCUGCUGACAAAAAACCACCAUCAACAACAGAACCAAAUGUACCAGCAGCACAGACAACAGCAGAACCUGCAAACCCAACACAAGCACCUACACAGCCAGUCGCAACAGCAGCACCAACAGGCGCUCAAGAUACUUCUGCUUUGUCUCAGGUUUCCCCCAGCAAACCCACUGAGAGCAAUAAUAGUGAGACGAAGGCCACACCAACUGUGAAGGCUGUUCCACUGACAACUCUGCCAACAGUCCACCAAACUGUGGCUGCUACAUCUGAUGUUCCUGCCUCCGGGGAUAACAAAACACACACACCUGACACUAUGCGGCCAAGAUCUCAACCAGGAAACCAAUCUGAGACCACAAGAGGGCCAAAAAAGCCUCAGGGAGGUGUUGAGACCACUGAAAAACCAAAAACAGGGGAGGGUUUAACCACUGCUGCUCCAGCAUCACAUCAAUCUUUUCCACCUCCAGUAAUGUCACAAACUGAGCAAGGGGAGACCACAGACAAAGGAGCUGGUCCUCAGACCGGCAGUGAGGAGAAAGAGGCUCCUAAAUCAGACAAAAAUCUGUGGUGGAUUGUGUUGCCUAGCCUGCUGGUCGCAGCUGCUGCAGCCAUGGUGGCGAAGUUCAAAUGCAAGAAGGUCCAUGAUCACACAGAAACCAUCGACACUGGAACUGAGAAUGCAUCUUUCCAGAGCAGACCUGAAAGCACCAAAGACGGUGUCAUGCUCCUCGGAGUGAAGUCAUCAGGUGGAGAAGAAAACGCUGCUGCGAGAUAAAAAGAAGGGCAGCAACAUCAAGAAUGGCCAGUGGAUGAGUCACAGCAGUCGCCCACACACUGAUGGUCUGGUGGAACAGUUAGAUGUUUUUGAUGUUAUUUUGUUAAAGAAAGAAAGUGUUUGACAGCAGUUUUGAUGUAUGGUUCUUUAUACUGAAUGCAGUUUUGUUUGUGACUGUGAUCAUAAAUCUCUGAUUCAACUUAUUUCACGUGCAGUUUGUUCCUAAGAGCUGGAGUCAGUACAUCUCUUUGAUUGAUAGCAUAGGCUGAAUACUGUAAACAGAAAAUUAUUGCCUGUAGAAUAUUAAUAAGAUAUCUCAUUCUGAAACUUAUAUUUCAGUAUAAUAUUAUUAAGACAAAAAAAACAGCUGAGUGGAUAUUUUUUGUGUAUGUGUUUAUCCACAAACAUUUUCUGUACAUUGCACUGACCUCAAAACCAGAACAUAUUUUGUUGUAAUUAAUGACUGUUCAUUUCAUGCUAUUAUAACUAUCCGUAGGUUCUGUUGUAAACCAUCAUUUAUUUGUCUUGAACUAUUUUGUAGAUUUUGAUGUUUUGGUUUUUGCGUAUCGCUCAAUGUCAAAAAGGAGGUUUAAAAAAAAGCAGGUCAUUUUCUGUCAUUAAAGUAUUUCUUAAAGACGUAGCUAAAAAUUGCUUCAUGUUUCUUUGUAUGAAUAUUUUGAACUAGCGUUCUUUUGCAUGACUACAUUCACAGCCUUUUUAUUUUUUGUGUGAAAGCAGCUUUGCACUGUAAUUAUACUGUGAUGCUGGUUUUAAGAUUUUCUAUAUCAGCAUAUAUAACAUACAAGCCCAGGAAACAGGUCAAUGCAGAUGCACAGGACUGUAUUUAAAGACACUGGAACUACUUUAUGGCUUGAAUGUGUUGUUCUGCACCUCAAUGUCCUCAAUAAAUCACUGAAAAAUUGA
This is a messenger RNA of Notolabrus celidotus (New Zealand spotty), 1930 nucleotides long. RefSeq lists its product as uncharacterized. Lineage: Eukaryota; Metazoa; Chordata; Actinopteri; Labriformes; Labridae. The record is from RefSeq and is a predicted model, not a curated record. The coding region runs from base 158 to 1006 and encodes 282 amino acids. The transcript is spliced from 13 exons.